UUUAAGCUUUUUUCAUGUGGCAACGUCAUAUCAGUCAGUCAACAUGGCGGCCCAAGAUGAAGUUGACGUAUGUGAAAGUUGGGAGGAUAUGGACGAAAUUGGCUUGGACCAGAAGAUCAGGCUGAUGUCAACUGACUGCGCGCCAGUGCAAACUUCACUCAAAGGUUGCAAGGUUACUGUUGAAGAGAACGCGUGUAUCGGAUCUCAGUGCGUGAUGCCGGAGCCAGCAAUCCGUAUCCUCAAGAGGCCAUCUUCAUCGGGCAGUGGGCAGCUAAAUGGCGAGAGUCGCGCGCGCCCGGUAAAAACACUUGAACAAAGGCAAAAGGAGUACGCCGAGGCUAGGCUGCGGAUCUUGGGUGAAGCCCGUAGCCCUGAGGAUGUUAUUGAUGACAACCUCGGCCGACUACAAGACAAGUUACAAGUCAUCAAUCUCAACGACAAUCAAAAUAGUAGUAGUAAGACAAAAACUCCGCCAUGUGACAAUAAUACCAAAGGAAGGGAACGGAAAGUUCUACCGCGCCUUCCACCAGGAGCCACGGCUUCAGGAGUGUUCCCAUCCCCCCCACCGCGCGGUGUGCUCGUCAUCAGAACUCCCAGAGGUCCUGACGGCACAAAAGGCUUCCAGAAAAGGUAGCACCACCGACACACUCAAUCAAUUCACUCACAAAGACGUAAUUCACUUCCAUCCAUUCAAACUACCCAUACAUUGUUAAAUUACCAGUUGUGCUGUUAUUUUGAUAUUAGUGUAAUAAUUAUUUCACAGUUUUUAAUUGGUUUAUAGCGGUCUGUUUACAUGUCUUGCCUGGACUAUUUAUAGAUGGGAACAUGUACAUUUUGCAAGUCGUAAAUGUAUGAUUCAUGUCCAAACAUUACUGUGUAAAUUGUAAGACUUGUUUCCCAAUUGAGGCAGACUGAUUUAGCAUGCAUUAUACUUAGCUACAUUAUCAUUUGCGGGUCUACGCUCUAUAUACAUUCAAUUAUGUUUAGGUGAAUUAUACACUGAUUAGUGUAAGCACUUUGCAUAUUGCUUAACCUUAAGUGGUUGUGCCAAGCAUUUGCUGACUGAUUUCUGCCUAUUAGGUAAUCAGUUAUAUUAACACAAGAGUAAAUAACCUUCAAUUGUAAGACCCCAAGUCUAUGUAAUAUCAUUAUUAUGAAAUUAAGGGAUGAAUUAAAAAUUGUGAAAUGAUGUAAAAUUAAUGAGUGCUCACUUCAGGGAACAAUGUUAUUGUUAUAAUAUUAUAUAGAACAGAACAUUGUAAUAGAUUCAUAGAGAUUUUACUAAAUGAACACCCUGACAAAAUUACGUGUGCAUUUACAUAAUUAUAUGAGCAUAAUUUAUAGUUACAUUUCAAAUGAAAACUACAACAUUGUAUGAAUUUAGGCAAAUGAUGACUAAUUAACUAUUACCAUUGUGUGAAUACGAUUUAUAUAUUACUAAAAAUUCAAAGUUUUAGUGUUAAACUUUUUAUAUACAGUUUUUCUACAUGUAUAGCGUAUUUUUAGGGUUAAGAUAUUGCUAAUUGUAUAUUUAUAGUAUAUUAUUUUACUAUGUUAAGUUUUUCAAUGCUUACAUAACGUUUGUGUGGAUUCUACGAAGCUAAGGAGGGAGGGCACUCAAUCUGAUGUUCCCUUAUUACCUAUAGACGAAUAAAGCUCUUAAAAUUAUGGUCAUAGUGACUAUUUCGACUCCAUAGAAUAGUGUAGAAUGCACACAAACAUUGUGAAUAUGCAUUUAAAGUGUGACUGAUAUUGUGUGUAUGUGAUUUGACCAGAUAUUAUUUUGAUUAUAAUUAUUUUAAGCGUAUAUUUAUGAUAUACAUUGGCGCUUAUUUUCUUGUACACUAACUUGUACCAUUAUCUUUAAUUUCAUUGAGUAAUAUUAUUCCUGCUGAAUUAGUAUUAUUAUUCUUCGUGUUUCUAGUCUACACCUCUUCUAAUCAAGUGUGAGCUUCUAACAACAAUUCUCAUUGCUAUCUCUAGAUUUUGUUAUUGUUACAAAUUGUAGCUAUCUCUAACGCCCAAAUACUGAAAGGAUACGAGCUUUAGUCUAAUGGCAAAUCUGACUUCAGAAUGAGAUCAUAGUUGCAAGUACCUAGUUUAGGUAACAUUAGAACAUUUUAGACUUAUUUUGUACUUAAACUGGGUAUUGUAACAAAACUCGACUUUCAUGGACUAAUUUAAGUGUAAAGUCUUAAACCGGUUGCUGACAUCUGGUCUAAACUACAUUAGUUUACUUUGUAUAGUCGACGCAGUUUUCCAAGCUUGUGUGCAAGCCAUAAACUAUGCGACAAGUAUGAAAAACUGCUAUGGAAACUAAACUUACUUAGCUUUUAUGCCUUGUUCACACUCCGCUAAUAUUUUAGUCGAGUAACGAAUAUUCAGUAAUCCUCUCUCGCUUCUAUCCCAAAAUGGAAGUGAGAGUGAACUACUGAAUAUUCGCAACCCGACUAAGUUACUAGCGUAGUGUAAACAGGGCAUAAAAGUCUGCAACUGGCUGGAGACUAAUGUUAGUGUACAAUAAAAUAAGCAAUAAUACUCAAUAAGACUGUUAUGGCCUCACUGUAAAUAAAGUAUCUUAUAUACUUUCAGUGUUAGUUAAUUUUUAGCUAUUUGUGUGUACAGUUGAACUAAGAUAUCAAGGUACACUUCAUAAUAAGUGGUUCAAAUAUAAUAAUGGGCCUAUAAUUUGAAUAGUAGAUGAAAAAUGUGCAUCUUUUGAAGAAGAAAAGCUGUUGUGUUGGGUGUAUCUAUCUAAUUCUGAUGCAUUUUAGAAUUAUUCUAAUGAAGAGCUUAUAAUAAGCUUUUCCAUUUCUAGUUCGGGUUAAACGUAAAGAAGAAGUGAAUAAGUAAGAAAAGAGCGUAUCCCUUAAAAAGCCGGCAACGCACCUGUGACUCUCCUCUGGUGUUGCGGGUGUCCAUGGGCGGCGCUGAUCGCUUACCAUCAGGUGAUCCGUCUUCUCGUUUACCUCCUAUUACAUAAAAAAAUGCGUUUUCAAGAUUUUUUGUAGUAGGCAACAAAACUUGUUUGUAAAAUGGCAUUUUGCUUGCAUCUAGGCUUUAAUACGGGACUAAAUAUUUAUAUUUUAUGAAAAAUAGAUAGACGGAGUAUAUAACUGUGGCUAUAAAGAUUCUUAAUUCAACUGUACAUACAAUAAUAAAUAAAUGUAAUCAAAAUAAUAAUGGUCGUGACAAACCAACGCUAGUGUAAGUCUACAUUGUAACAAGGAUUGUGAUAUAGAGUUAAUUGUCUAUUGCAAACCUUACUCAACUGUCAAGUUGACUGUACAGAUAACAGAAAUACACUCUUAUCAUAUUA
Spodoptera litura is the source of this 3319-nucleotide messenger RNA. Its product is annotated as SUZ RNA-binding domain-containing. The record is from RefSeq and is a predicted model, not a curated record. NCBI's taxonomy places the organism in Eukaryota, Metazoa, Arthropoda, Insecta, Lepidoptera, Noctuidae.